Molecule: messenger RNA, 915 nt
Organism: Eimeria mitis
Lineage: Eukaryota; Apicomplexa; Conoidasida; Eucoccidiorida; Eimeriidae
Exons: 2
Coding region: 1-915 (304 amino acids)
Source: RefSeq, a predicted model, not a curated record
AUGGCAAUUUCGGAACGGUGUGUCACAGAGCACCAAGGGGUAGCGGACCGGAACGUGCUGGCCGUCUCUUGUACGACUACGCUAGUCUUCCACAUUGCCAUUUCCUUUGCAGAUCCUUUGCUUGCAGCCCAUGCCCUAGACCCGGAGGCGUGGUUAGAGGGCAUCCCGUAUGCAUCAGGCGAGACGGGAGAGGAGGAGAAGGCCCAGUCUGCAUCUCCCGAGGUUGUCAAGCCGGAUGAUAAACAGGAAUCAGCUCUGGAAAUGCUGCUGUUGCGUGACGUCCAUGGAGCGCAGGAUCCGUCAUCGCCUUUUAGCCGCCACCCAUAUGUGCGGCUUCCACAGAUGGGGAAAGAUUUGUUCAUUAGACCUAUCAAUAUGAAUAAUGUGUUUGUUGCAUAUCAUAAGAAAGCACAUCCCUAUAUUUUUCUUCAGAAGUUGAGAAAGUGGUUUGCACGGCCAGUGCUCGGGCAGGAUGACGUGAACAAUCUCCUACGUGAUCUGGAGGGGUUGAUAGGCGCUGCAUGGCGUGAUGCGGAGAAACGUCCGAGAAGGCUUCGACCUGUGUACGCCGCUGAAACCCUUGGAAAACACCUGUUGGAGUUUGACGCGAUUGUCUGUGGCAUCGAACUUCUGGGGGGCAGCAUGCGGCUUCCCUUGUGGUGGAAUCGAUUCGUAGCUGCCUUUGACCAUAGGCCUUCUGCGCUUUUGCCACAAAAAACUCCGAGACUUGGGGGGUUUUACAGGAGGCUGACACGACGUCUAUUAGAUGCGCUGGAAAUCUACAAGAGAGGCAAACGCCCACCACUUUGUGAAAUCAUUGAUCUGAAAACUAUUAUAUUUUCUGAGGGAGAUGCACCUGCACGCUUCAGAGAUCCCAAAUGGGAUCCUUGGCGCGAGGAUGCAAAAGGCCCUUAG